Messenger RNA from Cercospora beticola, 1083 nucleotides. Its product is annotated as S1 family serine peptidase. Lineage: Eukaryota; Fungi; Ascomycota; Dothideomycetes; Mycosphaerellales; Mycosphaerellaceae. The record is from RefSeq and is a predicted model, not a curated record. Gene Ontology annotation, biological process: proteolysis. Gene Ontology annotation, molecular function: serine-type endopeptidase activity.
CGAGGCGCAACAUCAAAGCUCCGAGGAGACAAUGCUAUAGAACAAAACGCCUCCUUCAGCCACUUCCUGAUCUUGCAACCUUAAUCACACCACAAAAUUACCUUGUCCUAUCACAAGCAUGCACUCCCGAAACGUCCUUCUUGCACUCACACCAGCCCUGGUUGCCAGCGCUGCAGUAUCGAAACGGAUUGUCGGCGGAGAACUCGCUACUCUGGGCCAGUUUCCUUACCUCGUCUCCAUAACCGGACUCUACGAAGGCACAGACGAGUACUCGCAAAUCUGUGGUGGCGCACUCUUGAACCCUACGACUGUUCUUACUGCAGCACAUUGUGUGCAAUGGGUCUUGGAUGCGCCCAAAGAUUUGAAUGUGCGAGCUGGAACUUUGACCUUUGAUCAAGGUGGUGUGAAAUCCGUCGUCGAAAGCUAUGUUCAGCAUCCGGAGUACAAGAACAGCAAUUACGAUUUUGCAAUUUUGAAAUUGGCCACGCCGAUUGAGGAGUCCGAAACGAUUUCGUACGCGAAGUUGCAAGAGGAAGAUGUUGAUCCUGUUGCUGGGGCGGUGGCUACUGUGGCUGGAUGGGGCCUCGACAGUGAUGGCGGCUUGAGACGCCCGGCCCUGUAUUGGGUCGAUAUCUCCGUCGUUGACCGCGAGGAGUGCAAGCGCGCAUUCGCAGUGCGUCAGAAUGAUAUUACGGAUGAGAUGUGGUGUGCGGGUACCAAGGAAGGAGGAAAAGGAGACUGCUCGGGUGAUAGUGGUGGACCGGUGACGAUCAAUGGCAUUGUGGCGGGAGUUGUUUCGUGGUCGUUGGGUUGUGCAAGUGCGGAGUUUCCGAGCGUGUAUGCGAAGGUGUCGAAGGCGAUACCUUUCAUCAAAGCUCAUUUGUAGAUUGCUUGUGAAUGUUUAUGAUGGACUGAGGCCUGGAUUGAACUUCUGGUCAAGUGGUGUUGUCGAUGCUUUGACUGCAUCACAUCCUUCAACUCACAUUAGGGCGAAGGGGUCAAUGAACGCCAUCAUCAAAGUAACCUCCAGACUCAAAACUCAAGGCGGCCUCGUUAUUGGUAUCGUUCGUCUCACCGCUGGGC